Messenger RNA from Benincasa hispida (wax gourd), 402 nucleotides. The record is from RefSeq and is a predicted model, not a curated record. Lineage: Eukaryota; Viridiplantae; Streptophyta; Magnoliopsida; Cucurbitales; Cucurbitaceae.
AUGUAUGGUCGCCCUCUAUUGGGAUGUACUAUUAAACCAAAAUUGGGAUUAUCCGCUAAGAAUUAUGGUAGAGCAGUUUAUGAAUGUCUACGCGGUGGACUUGAUUUUACCAAAGAUGAUGAAAACGUGAAUUCCCAACCAUUUAUGCGUUGGAGAGACCGUUUCCUAUUUUGUGCAGAAGCUAUUUAUAAAUCACAGGCUGAAACAGGUGAAAUCAAGGGACAUUACUUGAAUGCUACUGCAGGUACAUGCGAAGAAAUGAUCAAAAGGGCUGUAUUUGCCCGAGAAUUGGGAGUUCCUAUCGUAAUGCAUGACAAAGGGGCGAAAGCACUCUGCUGGGCCGACACUGCACUGAGAGACGAAAGUGAUUCCCUCUUUCUGGAUGACACAAUCCCAAUAUAA